GGAUGAUUUCGUUGCUGAUAUACAGAAGAAUUCUAAGUGUAGUUGAUCAAAAGAUGCUAUCUACUUCUAUUCUGACAACUUGUGCUUCCUUUGCGAAGAUUGCCGUUCUUCUCGCUAUUUUUCCUCUCCAGUUGAACCUCUCUCUUUUCUUUCAGAUAUUUCCACUCUGCAAUCCAAAGUUAAGAAUUAUUAAUAUUAGAGGAUAAUUAGUCUGCACUGUGGGGAAGUAGAGAAAUAACCUAGAUUUAGGUUUUAUUAACCAGGAUUCAGAAAAAUGAAUGAUAUUAGUCGUUACAUGCAUUCAUUAAAAACAAUCUUUACAAACACCCAUUUAUCUUAAUCUUAGAAUAAAAUAUAUUUUAAUCCCCAGGUUUUCUCUCUCUGAUAUGUAACCUCUCUUAUCAUCAAUACUUCUCAAGAUUACCAUUAUCCUCAUCCCUCAAAAAUACCAACCAACUCCCAUUUUUAACCCCCUUAAUAAAUCCCAAAUCCCUUCAACCACCCCCUAA
Molecule: messenger RNA, 509 nt
Organism: Moneuplotes crassus
Lineage: Eukaryota; Ciliophora; Spirotrichea; Euplotida; Euplotidae
Source: the annotation of a GenBank genome assembly